AUGUCGAAGAAUAAAAUUGGUCCUAUUUGGCAAGAUAGAGAGGUGCUCUUCGAUUUACCAUUCACGUAUUUGAAACUUCACUCCGGGGAAAAAAUCUUCGAUAGGAUCGAGCCGAUAGAAGACACAAAAGGGAACAGUGGUGCCAAGGGACGUAUGGUGGUAACGAAUUUACGAAUCAUAUGGCACUCGAUGAGCUCCCCGAGGAUUAAUCUGUCAAUCGGCCUAAACUGCGUGAUAUCCACAAGCACCAAGGUCGUAAACUCCGGACUCCGAGGUACCACUCAGGCAUUGUACGUUCUUGCCGCCUUCAAGAACAACAAGUAUGAAUUUGUUUUCACCAACCUGUCUCCGAACUGCGUACGCCACUACACCUCGGUUGUUGGGGUUCACAAGGCGUACGCGGGUUCCAGACUGUACCGUGACCUGAAACUUCGGAGCGCCAUUAUACAAAAUAAGCAGCUGAAGAUGUUGCCUUUAGAAAAGAUUUGUAUUCACGAGCACGGUGUAUGGAACCUGUCCAGCGAGUCUGGCAACCUUGGCAGCCUGCUGGCGAGCAACGUGCGCCUCGUUUGGUACGCGGACAUCAACGAGGCCUUCAACAUAUCCAUGCCUUACAUCACCAUUGAGAGUAUUACGAUAAGAAACUCGAAGUUCGGUGAUGCCCUGGUGAUCGUAAUUCACGCUUCUUGCGGUGGUUACGUGCUCGGCUUCAGGGCAGAUCCCCGCGAGAGGCUGCAGCCAUUGCUCGCUGAGCUCCAGACCCUGCAUCAAGCAUACACCGAAAAACCCAUAUUCGGCGUUGAGAUGAACUGGGACACCGAGGCUCCAAACUCUACAUGUGACGAAAUAGAAGAGAUGGAAGAAAUCGGCGAACCGCGCGGGGAGAUGGGUCCCCAUCUCUACUUGGCAUCGCAACUGGCGCAGAACAAAGAAGAUUCAGCUCCCGUCCAGCCAGUUUACAGUCCUUACCUAGGACUGGCUAUUGAGCCAUUGAAAGAGGGGUUCACGCUUAAGAACCUGUUCGAAGUGCAGACCACU
Molecule: messenger RNA, 1038 nt
Organism: Iphiclides podalirius (scarce swallowtail)
Lineage: Eukaryota; Metazoa; Arthropoda; Insecta; Lepidoptera; Papilionidae
Source: the annotation of a GenBank genome assembly